Molecule: messenger RNA, 3022 nt
Organism: Plectropomus leopardus (leopard coralgrouper)
Lineage: Eukaryota; Metazoa; Chordata; Actinopteri; Perciformes; Serranidae
Source: RefSeq, a predicted model, not a curated record
UGGCUGCUUAAAGAGAAGCAGAAGAAGAAGAGAGGGGAGACCCCUGUCCCCUGGGCCUGGAGAUGCACUAGUUUUCCAGAGGACAAAUGAGAUGUCAUCAGAAACCAUUUUCCUCUCUGAUAUGGAUUCAGCCUGCAGCUCCUGAUGCUAACUAAGCUGAGAGCACUGUGAGGACAAGACGCUGGUGGAGUUUAAACAGUUGCCAGAGGACAGGUAGAUAGACUGGCAGACAAACACUGAGUGAAGGAUGGAGAAAGCAGCACAGGGCGGAGACAAGCUGAUCAGCCAGCAGGCUCUGUGUGAGCCUGAUGAGCAGAGCAGGAAACGCCCCAUCUCCACUCUCAAAUUGUUUAUUGUGGCGAUGUCCUUCGCCUGCUUCUCCAAGGCACUGACUGGAACCUACAUGAAGAGCUCCAUCACUCAGAUUGAGAGACGUUUCGACCUCUCCAGCACUCAUGUAGGACUCAUAGAUGGCAGUUUUGAGAUGGGCAACUUGCUGUUUCUCGCUGCUGUUAGCUAUUUUGGGGCCAAGCUACAUCGCCCCAGAUUCAUUGCUGUGGGCUGUUUCCUCAUGGCUUUAGGGGCCUUUCUCACCGGCCUGACACACUUCUUCAUGGGACGCUACAAGUACAACACAGUCAUUCAGGUUUUCCAGAAUCACAGUGUGAACAUCGCCGCCUGUGCGGAUCCACUGAGAACAGAAGUACCUGAAAUUGAGAUUGAGCCCUCUGUGGAACACAACAAAUCCUGUGUGAGAGAGUCUGGUUCCAACAUGUGGAUCUAUGUGUUCCUGGGGAACACUCUGCGGGGGAUUGGAGAAACCCCUGUCACACCUCUGGGCAUCUCGUACAUUGACGACUUCGCUAAAGCGGAAAACUCACCCUUCUAUAUAGCUUGUCUCCAGACCAUCACACUCCUGGGCCCUAUGUUUGGUUUCCUUUUGGGCUCCUAUUGUGCCAAAAUAUAUGUUGAUAUUGGAUUUGUUGAUAUUGAAGGUGUGACCAUCACUCCUACAGACGCCCGCUGGGUGGGCGCCUGGUGGAUGGGCUUCAUGGUGUCCUCCGCCCUCCUGCUCAUCUCCAGCAUUCCUUUCUGGUUCCUGCCCCGCACGCUGCCAAAGCAGGAGGGAGACGAGGGCAAGCCCACCCCCGCCAUCUCACAGACCCUCGAUGGGAUAGAGGACGCCCUCAACAACAAUCAAAACCUUAAGCUGAGUGACAUCGCUAAAGGCUUUCUCCCCUCGCUGAAGCGUCUGUUGGGAACUCCUGCCUACUUCCUGCUCCUUUGUGGGACCAUCCUGAAGUUCAACUCUUUCAUCGGCCUGAUUACCUUCAAAGCCAAAUACAUGGAACAACAGUUUGGACAGUCCGCCUCCAGAGCCAACUUCCUCAUAGGUGUGUUGAACCUGCCAGCGGUGGCGGUGGGGAUCUUUCUGGGAGGGCUGCUGAUGAAGAGGUAUAAACUGAGUUUGGUGUCAGGAGCACAGCUCUCCUUUGCCACAUCCUUCAUGGCAUACCUCCUCCUGCUGCUGAAGUUUGGCACCAAGUGUGAUAACGUUCCCAUGGCUGGGCUCACCAUCUCGUACAACGGGACGCAGAGUAUAUCAUCCGACAGGAAUACGCUCUUUGCAGAGUGUAACAGAGAUUGUGCGUGUUCAGCAGAGGAGUGGGAGCCCGUGUGCUCAGACAGCGGCAUCACCUACAUCUCUCCGUGUAUGGCUGGCUGCAUCAGCUCCACUGGACACGGCAAGAACACGGUGUUUCACAACUGCAGCUGUGUGUCCGCCUCCUUCCCAGCAGGCAGCAGUACGUCCGUGCGGCUGGGCCAGUGUCCUCAUGCCAAGGACUGUAGCCGCAGUUUCACCUCCUACAUGGCUGUAUCUGUUCUCAGCUCCUUCAUCAACGCUCUGGGAGCCACGCCUGGCUACAUGGUCAUCAUACGAUGCAUCUCACCAGAGCUUAAAUCUCUUGCGCUGGGUAUCCAGGCCUUGGCAACUAGGACCCUUGGUGGACUGCCUGCACCAGUGUACUUUGGAGCCCUGAUCGAUUCAACUUGCCUGAAGUGGUCAAUCAAAAAGUGCGGGGGCCGGGGAGCAUGCCGCUUUUAUGACUCUGAUAUGUACAGGAUCAUCUUCCUGAGCCUAAUUACCUGUCUCAGUGGUUCUUCCUAUUUCUUCAUCAUUGCCGUCAUCGUCCUCCUCAGACGACAGUUUCGAAAACCACAGCGGGAAACAGACAUGCAGAUCACAAAAGCUGGACUACAGAACCCGUCGAAUCCUAGCGCUCCUAAAGCUUCCAGACCUCCUUAUGUUCCCAGAGGUCGGGUAAUGACCAGAUCCAAACUGAAGGAGGGAGGAGAGAUUCCAAGAACGGAGCAGCUCCCCAAAGACAGCAGCUCCACGAAUAACACCCAGGAGAAGCAACAGCUCAAAUCCCUGACAGAAACCACUGUUGAAUUAAAUCCUCUAAUACGUGAAGAAGCAAAGAUAGAGAUGGAUGAGCUGAAGUCAGAGGAGGUGAAAGAGGGAAAAGACGAGGUUUGCAAAGAGACGAAUGCUCAGGUGGAAAAAGAGGACCGUCUCUCAGAUGUUAAAGAGUUAGAGAAAGAAACGACACACAGCAAAGAAACUGACGGCCCACAAAACUGAGUGUUCGCUCGCGUGGUCUCAAACAGGUGGGGACCAUUCUAGACAUGUUACUGUGUUUGACCAAAAGUCAUUUACUGUCAAGAGGGAUUGUGUCUUCAUCUGGGAUAUAGUAUUCCUCAGGCUAACACUAUCCCCCCUCUUUUAUUACAGUAUAGAGCUGUUACCUUACACAUAGUCCUGAAGAGGAAAUGGAAUAACAGUGAUCCCAUUUUCACAGCCGUAUAGAAACGUAGUAUAGCAUUUAGUACAAAACUGGAAAUGCACUGAAUUUUCACGUCGACCAACAAUUCAAAAUAAAGACUCAUGUAUGCACAUGAUUACACAACAGCCCUGCAAGGCCCAAAACAUUAUAGAAUAAUCUUAUUGUUCAAAUUG